Messenger RNA from Dermacentor andersoni, 1374 nucleotides. Its product is annotated as solute carrier family 28 member 3-like. Gene Ontology annotation, cellular component: plasma membrane. NCBI's taxonomy places the organism in Eukaryota, Metazoa, Arthropoda, Arachnida, Ixodida, Ixodidae. Gene Ontology annotation, biological process: nucleoside transmembrane transport. Gene Ontology annotation, molecular function: nucleoside:sodium symporter activity. The record is from RefSeq and is a predicted model, not a curated record.
UGCACUGAUGCUGCACCCGUACCUUCAACACGUGACCAAAGCCGAGCUGCACUGCUUCAUGACGUCAGGCUUCGCCAGCAUGUCUGCAGUCAUGAUGGGGUCGUACAUCGCCCUCGGCGUGGAGACUCAACACUUGGUCACGGCAGCGGUGCUGGCCGCUCCGUCGUCCCUGCUUUGCUCCAAGCUGCUCUUCCCCGAGACUGAGGAGCUGCGCAUCGUCACAGUGCGGCUAUACAAACACAGCAGCACCGACAGCAGCGCGCUGGAGGCGGGCGCCAAGGGAGCCAUGGCGUGCCUGGCCCUGGUCGGAGGCAUCGUGGCCAACAUCAUCGCCUUCAUGGCGUUCAUACACUUCCUGAACGGCGUGUGUGAGUGGACAGCCGAGGUCCUGAUGUUCGAGGGCGUCACUUUUGAGAGACUGCUGGGCCGAGCGUUCACUCCUCUGGCGCUGAGCAUGGGCGUCCCGUGGGAGGACUGCGCAGCCGUGGGUGAGGUGAUCGGCGUCAAGGUCGUGGCGAACGAGUUCAUCGCUUACCAUUCGCUGCUCGCAAAGUCGCUGGAUGCCCGCUCGGUGAUGCUGGCUACGUACGCGCUGUCGGGCUUCGGCAACCUCUGCUCGGUGGGCGUAAUGCUGGGCAGCCUGGCUGCCCUGUGCCCCACAAGACUGGCCGAGGCCUCGAGCAUCGCCUUCCGCGCGCUGUGGGCUGGCUGCUCGGCGAGCAUUCUCAGCGCCUGCGUCGCCGGUAGCCUGACCCAUAUAUAAUGCAAGGAAACGGAUCACCUUUCUUGGAGCUUUUUUGAGCAAGAUGUUCUAUCCCUACAUUGUGGAAAGGAGACGAGUAAACCAGCUUUUGCAUCCCGGACCAUUAUCAUCCAUAGCUUUUCGUUUUUCUAAUUGCGAAUUUUACUAGACACCGUCCUUAACAUAAAAGAACUAGUCCCGGCUUUGUUUCUUGCGUGCUCUGUAUGCAUAAUCAUUUCACAUUAUCACUCAUUACUUCAAACAUAUCACCUUGAUUUCUGUCGCUGUUUUAUAUGGACGGACGUUGCCGUAUUUAUCUGUGCAUAAGAGAAAUCGAAUUCAGUUGCAAUAAUACUUAUGACAGUCUUUUGAGGUUUCAAUAUUGUCUUUUUUAUGUAGACUUUAUGAGCAACGAAUAUCAACGGUCCCACUCAACAUACUCACUUUCAUUCUUAUUUUUCCCCCUAAGUGUGUAUCGCGUAUCAGAUCUUCGCACGAACACAUCACCCACGUUUCGCCCAAUGGUUACGGUGUAGAAGAGACGUCUGUACAUAGCACAGCUGCAGAAGCCCCUAUGUUCGCCAAGUGGCAGAUACAGAAUAUUCUUGAAAUUAAAAGUAUUAUGAAAUACA